This is a messenger RNA of Alternaria alternata, 2065 nucleotides long. Its product is annotated as kinase-like protein. Gene Ontology annotation, cellular component: nucleus. Gene Ontology annotation, molecular function: ATP binding; protein serine/threonine kinase activity. The record is from RefSeq and is a predicted model, not a curated record. NCBI's taxonomy places the organism in Eukaryota, Fungi, Ascomycota, Dothideomycetes, Pleosporales, Pleosporaceae. Gene Ontology annotation, biological process: protein phosphorylation; mitotic DNA damage checkpoint signaling. Bases 391 to 1809 code for a protein of 472 amino acids. The transcript is spliced from 3 exons.
GGAGUCGCGAGGACCUCGCUGUUGCGCGAGAUCAUCAUGUUGCUGCGUCGACCUGCUCUCGGGCCAAUGACGCCAGCCCGCCACUUCCGUAACCGUUGCAAGCCUUCCGUCAUCGUUCAGCACCUGCGCAAACAAGCAGCCAUUCAACUUUGGAGCUACGCAAUGUUGGAACUUCGCCUCUUUACUCUAAGUUUAGAAGUUGACAGCCGGUACCCGUCUCUCAGAUCCACUUCUUUCUCAUAUCCUGAUCUUGUACCUGACGUCUCUUCGUCUCUCCUCACAUCACCUUCCAUGGACGCGACUUGAUCACCUGCCACGUCUACAACCAAAUUACACCCUCUACGUCACACAUUCGGAACCCCGACCGACUGAGCAUCACCAACCCUUACAAUGGUCGGAACAACCCUUCAAAUGCGCGAGGGCGCCGAGCUCGUUGGAGAACACGGCUUUCGAUACCUACUUGUCAAACCCCUCGGCCAGGCCAACGUAUGGGUCGCCGUCGACGCGGCUUCACAAGAGAAGAUCUUCAUCGUAAAACAGCCCGGCGACGAUGACGUCGGGUACGGAUGGCCAAAGUUUCAACAUGAGAUGAUUAUGCACGAGCUUCUCAAGGGCAUUCCAACAAUCAGACAACAAGUAGACCGUAUUCCACCCACCAGGGGUGGUCCACCACGAAUCGUGCUCGAAAUCCUUCAAUCAACCCUCUGGGACGCACGAAGGAAGCGCCAGUUCAGUGACGUGGAACUCAAGGGUAUCAUGCGCUCGGCAUUGUUGGGCCUGCGAGACGUACACGAGCGAGGUCUGGUGUAUGCAGACCUCAAAAUGCAGAACAUCCUCCUCAGCGGCUUCGAAAAUGAACCAAGCGCCAACGCAGAGAUCGGCGACGACCGCAUCACUGCCAAACUCGGUGACUUAGGAAUCGUCAUGGAGCCAGCAAAAGGUCUCGUUCAGCCCAUCGUAUACCGCGCGCCCGAAGUUUAUUUCCGCAACGAAAUCAACCAACCAGCCGAUAUCUGGUCCUGGGGCGUAAUUUACUGCCAGCUCCUCGAAGCGCAAGCUUCGUUCAACAAAUACGGUCUCUACGAUGAACUCCUACAGGGAAACUCAGGCCAGGGUCAGAAAGAACGUUCAGUUGAACGAGCUAUAGCACAUGAUUUUGGACUGGGCGCCUUAGACUACUAUGAUGGGUGUCGACUUCCUUACCAGGACCGCUCACAUCAUGAAGGACAACACUGGGAACAACUAAAAGCCAAGGGUGUGCCGGAGAAGGAAAUCAAGUUCCUGAGCUGGGUCCUCAACCCUGUCCCUACAGAUCGGCCCACAGCCCAGCAGAUUCUGGAUGCAGGCUGGUUCACCAUGGAUACGGCCAAGACGGGCAAGAUUGCCGACAAGUUGGAAGCGAGUGCUCAGGAGUCGAGACGCAGGAACAUCCAGAGGAAACGCAGUGAGCCUUUGUUCACCUAUUCGGCGGCGAAACAGCAGCCGACCGGGUUGUAUACGAGGGAGCCUCCUACCACAUUUUCUUCCACGCAUGCUUCUUCCAACACUCCUUCGUGGUCUCCUACACCUUGGCAGCCACAGUCGUCGCAAUCGUACUCGCAUUUACCACCUCAAUCCCAGUCGCAACAGCCGUCGCAACCUCAAGGACAAGGAUACCAGCCUACGCCAUACCAGCCCAUGUCUUUCAAACCCGUUACUAUCCAGGCGAGUGAGGAAAUGGGGAACAAGGCAAGGCCUGUUACGCCGAGGUCUAGUACGCAGAAACCGAGUGGCAGUACGUUUUUGAACUUUGGCUCUUUUAUGCGUUGAAGAAAGAGGCUUAUGGUGGGUUAGGUAGAAGUACUGCUGGGGAUAUUGCGAUGGUGGUUUGGAGCUUGGGGUUGUAAGUGUAUUGUAGUUGGGAAGUUUUGUGUGUCCAGGGAAGGAAAGUGGAAUUGAAUCGGUUCAUGAAUGAUAUUUUCUUGUUAUGGAAGUUUGGUUUGAUGAAAGGUGGAGUACUACUGUAAUUUGGUAUUAUUUUAAGCUGUUUUAGUCGUUAAGAUAGCAUCAACGAAUUUUCGAGUCU